AAGGCCACGAUCAAUGUCAGUCGACUUUAGAUGCGCAAACGCACAAGCCGCAUAUCAUUUUAUAUAUUUUUUUAAUUGUUAAAAAAAAAUCUGUCACUAUGGUGUCAGCUGUGAUUAAGUUAAGUGCGGUGCUGAUGCUGGUGGGAGUCUGCUUUGCGGAUAUAAGUGAAAAACCGGUCACAGAGCUGUGCCUUGGAUGUAUGUGCCAAGCUAUCUCGGGCUGCAAGCUGGGGCAGGGUUGCGAUGGCAAUGUCUGCGGCCUGUUCCACAUCACCUGGGCGUACUGGGCCGAUGCAGGCAAACCAUUACUACCUGGUGUCUCUCCUGACUCUCCUGAUGCGUAUUCGAGCUGCGCCAACGAUCCUCAUUGCGCGGCCAACGCCGUCCAGGGAUACAUGAAGAAAUUCGGACAGGACUGCAAUGGAGACGGCGUAAUCAACUGCUACGACUACAUGGCGAUCCACAAACUCGGCGGAUUCGGAUGCAAAGGCGACCUACCUUUCCAAUACGUGAACGUCUUCAACCAGUGUGUGGCUGCCGUCGCCGCAGCCCAAGGCUGAGAAACAUAAACAACAUCUCCAAAAUAGAACAGAAAAUUAUAUAAUUAAAAAAAUAAUAACUGGCAUGCUCUAUGAAGCGAACAAGGCUGAAAAAGUUAGAAUAUUUCUUAAUAAUUAAAUUAAACUUUUAUUAAUAUUUAAACUCAAACAGAUACAUUUUUGUAAUACCCAGGCCACGGUAUAAAAAGUUAUUAUGGCAUUAGAAAAAUCCAACAAAUUAUUUCUCUAACUCUAUGUUAAUUUUUAACAUAGAGUUAGAGAAAAUUGGAGCAUGCAAUAAAUUAAAAAAUGAAUGUGGAAAAGGUAAUAAAAUACCAUUGAUUAGCAUUUAAAUUAAAAAAAUACAUAAAAUAAAGUAUCAUUCCCAACUGGAAUAUAAAAAAAUAUAUAUAAAUUGGUACCUACUUACCUACUCGUUCUAGGUAGGUACAGUAAAAUAAAUAAAUUAGUUAAUAAUAUAAAUCACACAUUUUAAAGUAUAAAUUAAUAGUUUUAGUGUAAUUAGUCAUUAUUAGUUUUUACAAGUAUAUAUUCAUGAUUUGAUUAAAUGAGACACUCUAGUACUUAAGUUCGUAAUGUAAAUAAAAAUAAAUAAAGACAUA
Molecule: messenger RNA, 1162 nt
Organism: Maniola jurtina (meadow brown)
Lineage: Eukaryota; Metazoa; Arthropoda; Insecta; Lepidoptera; Nymphalidae
Product: lysozyme-like
Exons: 4
Coding region: 99-560 (153 amino acids)
Molecular function (GO): lysozyme activity
Source: RefSeq, a predicted model, not a curated record